This is a messenger RNA of Nicrophorus vespilloides, 3220 nucleotides long. It is a transcript of the gene Epac, whose product is annotated as rap guanine nucleotide exchange factor 4. Gene Ontology annotation, cellular component: plasma membrane. Gene Ontology annotation, biological process: Ras protein signal transduction; positive regulation of GTPase activity. The record is from RefSeq and is a predicted model, not a curated record. Gene Ontology annotation, molecular function: guanyl-nucleotide exchange factor activity. NCBI's taxonomy places the organism in Eukaryota, Metazoa, Arthropoda, Insecta, Coleoptera, Silphidae.
UUUUCCGACAGGGCGACACCGGGAAAUGCUGGUACGCGGUCAUGGGUGGAACACUGGAAGUCAGGGUCCUCCAGCAGGACUCCGAAACCAAGAUUCCGGUGACGCUGUGCACGCUGAACGUGGGCGCUACCUUCGGCGAGUCGAUCCUGCAGGAUCUUCCCAGAGACACUACCGUCGUGACGCAAACCACCUGCGAAUUGCUGCGGGUCGAACAGCCCGAUUUUAAACUGAUCUGGGAGAAAAACAAGGACCUUAUGAACGAGCUCGUAUCCAACUGCAAACUGAAGAACGGUUUUGGAUCCGGCGUCAGCUCUAAGAAUGCUCAACCAUUAUCGCCACCGCCGAGGAGGUCCAUGUCUCCGGACCAACCUAAUCCAGCGGAACCCAUCACCGAGACUCCAGGCGCCACAAUGAGUCGCAUCGGAUGGGCUUUGCGCACACUUUUACUAAGUCAAAAUACUUGCCUGAAGGAUAGGAAGGUUUCUGGGAGGUUGGUGAGGAGAUGCGCUCCGGGAACGGAAUUGGUAGAUUGGUUGCUAUCGUUAUCACCUGGUAUACAUACAAGAGCGCAGGCUGCUGGGAUGUGGCAAGCUUUGCUCGAGGAAGGAGUCAUAGCUCAUGUCGCCAGGGAGCAACCGUUCAAAGAUAAAUGCUUCCUCUACCGCUUCUGGCAGGACGAAGAAGGCGCCACAGCCCUUCCAACACUCGAGGAUGUCGCCGGUGCCGAAGAUCAGAUCCUUGAGUCGAUCACCACUUUAUUCAAUCGUGGUCCUGAUGCCAUCAUGCGAAUGAUCCUUCGAAAAUCAAGUCACGAUCGUACACCGGAUGACCUAGAGACCAUCUACGAGGAGCUUCUGCACAUCCGCGCUCUCGCUCACCUUACCAACUCGGUUAAACGAGAGUUGGCAGCGGUGCUCAUCUUCGAAGCACAUCCGAAAGCCAGCCACGUUUUGUUCCACCAGGGUGACGAAGGUAGGUCUUGGUACAUAAUACUUAGAGGUUCCGUGGAUGUGGUCAUCCAUGGGAAAGGCACCGUGAACACCUUGCAGGAAGGCGACGAUUUCGGAAAACUGGCACUCAUCAACGACGCUCCAAGAGCUGCAACGAUUGUUCUGAGAGAGAACAAUUGUCAAUUCUUGCGGGUGGAUAAAGAAAAUUUCAACAGGAUCUUACGUGACGUCGAGGCAAACACCGUUCGUCUUAAGGAACACGGAAAGGAUGUGCUUGUCCUCGAAAAGAUAUCGCCGCAACAGAAGACAGCUUACUCGAAUUUCAAGUACACGGUGAUGGCUGGAACUCCACAAAAGAUGCUUGAGCAUCUCCUGGAAACGCGCUUGGAUUCCAGAAACAGCUUGGGAGGACAAAGCGGUGGACAAGAUCCGUUCUUGGAAGAUUUCCUACUGACGCAUAUUGUUUUCAUGCCUACGCACCAAUUAGUCGACGAAUUGGAUAGACAUUAUCAUUUGGAGUCGCCGAAUCAAGAUAGAGAAUUUGUCUUGGCGUGCAAGAAACGCGUGGUCCAAUUCAUAUACCGCUGGGUAGUGACCAUAAGGUAUCCUGUUUUCGAGGAGGAAUCGGCGAUGGAGUUUCUGGAGGAUCUGGCAAGUGAGGUUGAGGCGGAUUGCGUGCAGCUGGAAGAGCUGCAGGAGGACGCUUCAAUGAUGCACCACGUCAUGACGCAACUGAGGAGGCAUCAGGAAGAUCAAAAGGCGCAUGAAAAUCAGAAAUGGAAGCUUCCGCCUUUGGGACAACCGAUCAGUUUGUUCAGCGGAAACGAGGACAAUCUCAGGACGAUGAUUAAGGCUCAGGAUGAUAUAAUUUUCAGGGUUUACUGUGCUGAUCACACGUAUUGCACGUUACGGUUACCGGUGGAUAGCACCGCGGAGACCAUCAAAUUGUUCGCUGCGGAUAAAUUGAAGCUGAGAGCCACCGAAGAACUUCUUCUGGUGGAGGUCAAGUCGAACGGAGAACGGGUGGUGUUCAAAGACAACGACAUCAGCGUUCCGACGGGUCUGACUCUUAACGGGAGGAUCUUUGUGUCGCCUAAAGAUCAUCUGGACGCUUUGACGGCGCUGGGUGAGCAGGAGGAGGCAACCCAAGGAAUCGACGCCGAUAUUGAGCUAUUCAGCACCAAAGAGUUAGCCUACUUCAUGACUCUGUUCGAUUGGGAAUUGUUCUGGUGCGUGCAUGAAUACGAGUUAGUUUACCACACGUUCGGGCGACAUCACUUCGGCCAAAUCACCGCCAACCUGGACGUCUUCGUCAGGAGGUUCAACGAAAUCCAGUAUUGGGUCGUCACCGAGAUUUGCUUUUCCUUGAGUCUCAGCAAGCGCGUCGCGAUCCUCAGGAAAUUCAUCAAACUAGCAGCGUACUGCAGAGAAUUCCAGAAUUUGAACGCGUUCUGCGCCAUCGUGAUGGGAUUAAGCAACGUUGCCGUGUCCAGACUUUCCAUGACUUGGGAGAAGUUACCUUCGAAAUUCAGGAAACUCUUCACCGAAUUCGAAUCGCUCAUUGAUCCGAGCAGGAACCACCGCGCUUACCGCCUCAGCGUUGGAAAGCUUCAACCUCCUGUCGUUCCCUUCAUGCCUCUUCUUCUCAAAGACAUGACCUUCACGCACGAAGGCAACAAGACAUGCUUGGAUGGACUCGUAAACUUCGAGAAGAUGCACAUGCUAGCGCAAACAAUGCGCACCAUAAGGUUCUGCCGAAGCCGACAUCUAGUGCUGGAUCCGCCAUCACCGAAAAGCGAGGGCGAAGUCAAAUCCUACAUCUCUUGCCUUCGAGCCAUCGACAACCAAAGGGUUUUAACGAACAUGUCGCAAAAGCUGGAGCCACGACGCUCCUAAAGAUAUGACCAACAUCAGCUGCAGCAAUAGAGAGCUAUAACAUUAUCUCUCUCACUAAUUUUAUUAUCAUUUUCAAAUUCGUAUAAAUGGCCGGGUCCAAAACUACACAAAUCUAUUAUACAUUUAACUAAAUCAAACACUAAGAGAUUGGUAAAGCCAGGAAGGAAGGUGGAACCUUGUCCGAAACUUUAUAGAGUGAUUAUAUACAUUUUAAUUACUUACAAGAAAAUAAUUAUGAAUAUUAUAUACAUAACAAAACAAUCUAGAAGAUGUAAGUAAAGAAGAUAAAGCAAUAACACUUUCCUUUUGCUAUUUUAAAAACUAAUAUUAAUUAUGAUACUAAUUGAUAAUUCAAAAACUCUCAAACACACACA